AUGAGCGUGCACGACCCUCUCACACUCCUGCAGCUGGCCGUGCAAGGGCUGCUGAGGAAUGAUGCCUUGUCCAUCUCUGCUCUGGACAACCUGCCUAUUGAGCUCUUCCCACCGCUGUUCAAGCAGGCCUUCGAUGGCAGACACACCAAGAUAUUGAAGGCAAUGGUGGCCGCCUGGCCCUUUCCCUGCCUUCCAGUGGGGGUACUGAUGAAUUCUCCUGAAGUGGAGACCUUGCAAGCUGUGCUGGCUGGCAUAGACAUUCUGCUGAUGAAGAAGGCUCAUCCCAGACGUUGCAAGCUUCAAGUGCUCGAAUUAAGGAAAGUGCACCAGAAUUUCUGGCAUGUAUGGGCUGGAAGAGAAGAUGGAGCCGGGUCAGCAGAGAAAGGAAGCAAGAAGCAAGUAGUAAAACGCCUUCCUAGAAAUUCCCAGAAGCAGCCUUUGAAGUUGGUCACUGACCUCAGCCUCUGCAACCAGCUGGAAGGACACCAAAAGUGCUUGUUGCAGUGGGCCCAGAAGAGAAAGGGCUCUGUGCAGAUGUGCUGUCUUAAGAUGCAGAUCUGUGACUCCCUGCAGAGAUGUCUCGCCUAUGUGAACACGGAUAGGGUACCCAUAGAGAAGUGUCUUAACAAGUUCCUUACUCAGUUCUCCAAGCUCAACUGCCUCCAGCAUCUCUACAUGAACGGCAUCAACCUUUUCACUGACCACAUGAAACAGUUGUGCAGAUGCCUGAAGACCCAGUUUGAGUCCUUGUCUAUGAUCCUCUGCUGUCUCUCACAGUCAGAUUUGAAAUACUUGUCACGAUGUCUCCGACUUCUCCUUGAGAAUGUAGCAGACACUCUGCAGACCCUGGAGUUAGACAACUGUAGCCUGAAGGACUCUCACCUCAGUGUCCUGCUGCCUGCCCUGAGCCAGUGUUCUCAGCUCACUAGAGUCAAUUUCUAUGACAAUCUCCUCUCCAGUGCUGCUCUGAAGGACCUUCUGCAAUGCAUGGCCAAUCUAAACAAGCUGAGAGUAGAGCUCUACCCUGCCCCUCUAGAGUGCUAUGACCACCGUGGUCAUAUCCUUGUACAAACAUUUGACCAACAAUGCCCUGGCCUACUGGACAUAUUCAAGGCCAAAAGGCAGUCCAAGAAAAUUGUCUUUGCUACAGCCAUGUGCUUUAAAUGUCAUCAGCGCUGUGUCUAUGACAGGAAGACCAGACUUUGUCCAUGUUGGCAAUGA
Molecule: messenger RNA, 1221 nt
Organism: Acomys russatus (golden spiny mouse)
Lineage: Eukaryota; Metazoa; Chordata; Mammalia; Rodentia; Muridae
Product: PRAME family member 12-like
Exons: 5
Coding region: 1-1221 (406 amino acids)
Biological process (GO): positive regulation of cell population proliferation; negative regulation of cell differentiation; negative regulation of DNA-templated transcription
Cellular component (GO): cytoplasm
Source: RefSeq, a predicted model, not a curated record